Saprolegnia parasitica CBS 223.65 is the source of this 1750-nucleotide messenger RNA. RefSeq lists its product as hypothetical. Gene Ontology annotation, molecular function: RNA binding; structural constituent of ribosome. Gene Ontology annotation, cellular component: cytosolic large ribosomal subunit; ribosome. The record is from RefSeq and is a predicted model, not a curated record. Gene Ontology annotation, biological process: translation. Lineage: Eukaryota; Oomycota; Saprolegniomycetes; Saprolegniales; Saprolegniaceae. The coding region runs from base 1 to 1650 and encodes 549 amino acids. The transcript has 5 exons.
AUGCACGACAAGUUGACGGCGCUGAGCCUCCACGGCGGCCACUCGGCCGUCGUCCUCAAGUACACGCAGCUCGUGUACGACGCGUACAACAAGAACUUGGCGGCCUACGCAGCGUGGCUCUGGCGCUGCGAGUGCGACAGCUACAUCGCCAUCUUUGAAUCGAUUGCGCGCCUGCUCACGAGCGUGCCCGUCGGCGAAGUCCAGUUCCACGUCUCCAAGCACGACGUGCGCAAGACGCUCGAGGCCACCAACCAGACCCUCGAGAAGGCCAUCAAGCACAUUGGCGAUCGGCUCAAGAAGCAUCUGAGCCACACGCCAAGCAUGGUGCCCGUCGUGAGCCAGUCGCUGCAGACGGUCGUGCUCGAGCAGCAUGCCACGUUCAGCGCCAUGGCCAAAGACUGCUACGACAUGGAGCUGGUCCCGUCCGCGUCGCGUCUCGCGUCGCUUCUCGCCAAACUGCCCGGAGCAUGUCACCAGCGACUUUUCCUCAACAUGGCUGCUGCCCGCCCCGUUGUCUCCGUGCUCUCCGUCGCCGACGAGGCCGUCAAGGUCCUCUCGCAGAUCGCGCUCCCCGCGGUCUUCACGGCGCCCAUCCGCCCGGACGUGGUCACCUUCGUGCACACGAACAUGAACAAGAACAACCGCCAGGCGUACGCUGUCUCGCGCAAGGCCGGCCACCAGCACUCGGCCGAGUCGUGGGGCACGGGCCGCGCUGUCGCGCGUAUCCCCCGUAUCUCGGGCGGCGGUACCCAGCGUGCCGGCCAGGGUGCGUUCGGUAACAUGUGUCGUUCGGGCCGCAUGUUCGCGCCCACGCGCAUCUGGCGCAAGUGGCACCGCAAGAUCAACGUGAACCAGCGCCGCUUCGCCGUGGCGUCGGCUCUCGCUGCCUCGGCCGUGCCCUCGCUCGUCCUCGCCCGCGGUCACCGCAUCGAGCAGGUCUCGGAGAUCCCGCUCGUCCUCGAUGACUCGGUCGAGUCGACGCAGAAGACGUCGGCCGCCGUCAAGAUCCUCGCCAAGAUCGGUGCCCACGCCGAUGUCGAGAAGGUCAAGGACUCGAAGAAGAUCCGCACGGGCCGUGGCAAGAGCCGCAACCGCCGCUACUCGAUGAAGAAGGGUCCCCUCUUCGUCUACGCCCACGCCAACGGCAUCGAGAAGGCCUUCCGCAACAUCCCGGGCAUUGAGCUCGUCCCGGUCGAGCGCCUCAACCUCUUGAGCCUCGCCCCCGGUGGUCACGUCGGCCGCUUCAUCGUCUGGACCAAGUCCGCCUUUGAGCAGCUCGACUCGAUCUACGGCACGUACACCAAGAAGUCGGCCGUCAAGUCGGACUACACGCUCCCGCGCCACGUCAUGACGAACGCCAACUUGGGCCGUCUGAUUAACUCGGAUGAAAUCCAGUCGGUCAUCCGCGCCGGUAUCUACAAGAACACGCGCCGUGCUCACAAGAAGAACCCGCUCAAGAACCUCGGCGCCAUGGUCAAGCUCAACCCGUACACGCUUGUCGCCCGCCGUGCCGAGCUCCGCGCCGAAGCUCUCCGCAAGGAGAAGAAGGGUGCCAUCGUCGCCGCCAAGCGCAACAUCAAGACGACCAAGAACGACCCCAAGCGCAAGGCCCAGUCGAAGGCUCUCUUCGCCAAGAACGCCUCGGACUAAGUUGUUUCUCGAGACCUCAACAGGAAGUCAGCAGCUUCCGCAGCCACCACGCGCCGUUAAUUCCUCCUGGAUCAACACGCAUGGUUGUUGUGUCAUUACC